Rhagoletis zephyria (snowberry fruit fly) is the source of this 5245-nucleotide messenger RNA. It is a transcript of the gene if, whose product is annotated as integrin subunit alpha inflated. NCBI's taxonomy places the organism in Eukaryota, Metazoa, Arthropoda, Insecta, Diptera, Tephritidae. The record is from RefSeq and is a predicted model, not a curated record. Gene Ontology annotation, biological process: cell-matrix adhesion; cell adhesion mediated by integrin; integrin-mediated signaling pathway. Gene Ontology annotation, molecular function: integrin binding. Gene Ontology annotation, cellular component: integrin complex; external side of plasma membrane.
UCACGGCGGUCGGUCCGAUCAGUAAAGAAGUACAUAGAAAAAUAGAAGAAACGCUCGAAAACGCGCACAAUACGAAUAAGUUAGUUUUUGAAUUUGAAAUUUUUGUAGAAGUGCAGCUUUCCUAAUGACAUUAUGCUGAUAAAUGCAUGAAAAAUCGACGCUAAUGACACCAUAUCUAAUUAUCUGAAAUUUCCCCUUGAAAAAAUACACUACUUAAAGUGUUAAGAGUGUUAAAAGAAAAACCAAAAAUCGAAUAAAAAAAAACAAAAAAAAAAUCUUCAACUGCCAACAAAAUGCAACUAAGCACAACGAAGCGGCAAAGAGAGCGGCACUUGCCGCCCAAAACAAACAGCAGCAUCGCCACCAGCACCAGCACCACCCACGCAUGCAGCGAAAGCAGCAGCAGCAACAACAGCAACAACAACAACACCAGCAGUACAACACAUUAUACUCGACUGCCGUUACUGCUACUGCUGCUGCUCCUAAUGACAACCAGCAGCCAUGGCUAUAACAUUGAUCUGCCCAGCUAUACAAGGCACGUGCGUGAACCGAAUACAAUGUUCGGUUUCAGCAUCGCGUUGCAUAAGGGACGCAGCGGAUAUGCACAAUCGAAUUCUUUAAUUGUUGGCGCUCCUAAAUUCGAUACCUCCACGUACCAACAGGGUGUGGUAGAGGCGGGUGCCGUCUUCAAGUGCGGCAUGAUUGACGGUGACUGCAAUUUGGUGAAAUUUGAUUCUUCAGGAAAUCAUCGCAACACCUAUGGCGACGUUAUCGAACGAAAAUCCUAUCAGUGGCUUGGCGCUACAGUGUCCACCAGUCGUGACAACGAUUUGAUUGUGGCUUGCGCGCCACGUUAUGUCUUCCAUACAAUGACACCAAAUAAAUCAUUGCGUUAUGAUCCAGUCGGUACGUGCUUCACAUCCAGGAAUUUUACGCAUUUCAAUGAAGUCUCGCCAUGUCGCACAAAUAACUGGGGUUACCACCGACAAGGCUCCUGCCAGGCUGGCUUCAGCGCGGCCGCAAGUUCUCGUGGUGAUCGUUUGUACAUCGGUGCUCCAGGCAGUUGGUAUUGGCAAGGACAAGCCUACUCAAUAUCACCAGAUGCAACCUUUCCAUAUAAGCCGCCUUUUUAUCAGCCCUUCGGCACCGGAGGUCAAACUUACUCGUACGACGUCACACGCCCGGAGAAUCAAGUCUACUCCACCGCCGAAAGUAGCUCGCAGGAUGACGACUCUUACUUGGGCUACUCAAUGAUCACUGGUGACUUUGAUGGCGAUCGCGUCGAGGAUAUUGCUAUUGGCAUGCCACGCGGCGCCGGCUUGCUGGGCAAAAUCGUCGUCAAUCACUGGAAUAUGACAAAUAUAUUCAAUUUCACCGGCCAUCAGAUUGGCGAAUAUUUUGGCUAUGCGCUAACCACCGUCGAUGUGGAUGGCAAUGGCUUGGAUGAUUUGAUCAUUGGUGCGCCAAUGUACAGCGAACUUGGCAAUGUGGAGGGCAAAUAUGAUGUCGGUCGUGUGUAUAUACUGCUGCAGAAGGCGACAGGUGAGCGCUGGCCUAUCGAGCACAUCCGCGAUGGUUACAACACCAAAGGACGUUUCGGUUUGGCACUUACCACACUGGGUGACAUCAAUCGUGAUGGUUAUGGCGAUUUUGCCGUGGGUGCACCGUACGACGGUUCCGAAGGUCGUGGCAUCGUUUACAUUUUCCAUGGUUCGCCCAAUGGACCGCUGUUGAAGCCCUCACAGAUCAUCAAGGCAGAAGAUAUUGUGGAGGGCGCGCCAUAUCCACGCACUUUUGGCUUCGCACUUUCUGGCGGUCUCGACAUGGACGGCAAUACGUAUCCCGAUUUAGCUGUGGGCGCUUAUGCAUCCGAUCAAGUGUUCAUUUUCAAAUCACGUCCCGUCGCCGCCGUGAAUGCAAUGACCUCAUUUGUCAAUCAGUCCAAGUUGAUUAGCUUGGAUGAUCGCAGCUGUCAGACGGUGCGCGACGGCAAACGUGUUGCGUGCACUGAAAUUAUGACCUGUUGGAGUUAUACGGGCGAAUAUUUGCCGGGCAGUUUGGAAUUCGAUGUAUCCUGGGUGUUGGAUGCGAAGAAACCGAAGAAGCCACGUAUGUUCUUCCUGCUUGACGAGGGCAAAAAUAUACGCAAUCUGUCGAUUAGUUUGCAAUAUGGCAAGACCUACUGUCGCAACGAAACGGUGUAUCUGGUGGACAAUGUGCAGGACAAGCUGACGCCACUGGAGGUGGAGAUGCGUUACGAUUUGCGUAGCAGGCGACGCAUGGCACCGGUGAUUAGACGCAAGCGUGACGCACUCGAACCGGUCAUCGAUCAGAAUCGGGAGAUCAUUUUGCGUGAUGCGAUCAAUAUACAAAAGAAUUGUGGUCUGGAUAAUAUUUGCAUACCCGAUCUGCAGCUUGAUAUUGUUACUGUCGACAAGUAUUUGCACGGUUCACGUAAACCUUUGGUCGUUGAGGUGACCGUAACGAAUCGUAACGAAGAUGCCUUCGAGUCCGCUUUCUACAUGGAGAUGCCGAAAGAUUUGGACUUUAUUAAGAUUGAGAAUUUGGUCGAAAAAGGCGAUACACCUAUAACCUGUUCGGCGCCAUCGGAAACGAACAACUAUACGCUGAAGUGUGAUCUUGGCAACCCACUGCCGGGACAGAAAUUCGCUAAAUUCAACGUCAUCAUGUUACCGUCACAAAGAUUCGGUAUGUCUCCGAGCUAUCACUUCUACAUGGAAGCUAACUCCACUAAUUCGGAGAUUGAUGGCAAUCGUCGAGACAAUGUUGUAAUUAAGAACGUCGACAUUUGGGUCGAGACAGAUUUGGCUAUCGAAGGCGCUUCUUUACCAGACUUCCAGCUGUACAAAGCUUCCGAUUACUUGGCGGUGGAAAAUGCCACCAAGGAAGAGGACUUGGGCCCGCAAGUUGUACACCUUUACAAUAUACGCAACAAUGGACCCUCAUUUAUCGAAGAAGCCGUCAUACUCAUACACUACCCCAACGAAACUGCGGGCGGUGACCUGCUAAUGUACGUUUUAAACCAGCCAGAGACGCAUGGCAACAUUGUUUGCGAUCCACAUCUUGAAGUCAAUCCACUCAGAUUAAAGUUGGACACAAAUUUGAUGUACAAGUCGUACCUAAGAGAGCGAGGUGUGAUUUUCUCCACCGACACCACCAGCGGCAGCAGUAGCAGUUCCGGUUCAACAAUUUACAGUGGUGUUGAAAAGUCUGAUGGCAGUAGCGCCGCUGGCACAGCUGUGACUAUAGGACGCGGCACCAAAGAACUGACGCUUGAAGAAAAGCGACGCCUGGAGCAGGAGGACGAGCAGGAGGUGCCUGGUGAUGCCUCGGCUACACACAUACAACGCGCCCACGAGGCCGCUGUGUCGAGCUCGCAAGCUAACUAUGGUGGUGGUGCUGGGUUUGGUGAUGGCGCUGGAGGCGCAGGCGCAGGCACUGGUAACAGCUAUCAGUGGUCCUCGUCAUCAUCAUCAGCAGGCGGAAAUGGUGGUGGUCGCGGUCCCAUGGUAAUAGUGCGCACCAAAAAUACUACGACCAGUUAUGAUGCCAGCGGUCGGCCGUAUGUUGUGGAGAGCAGCACGGAAUACUCAACUGAUUUGGAUCGAGCGGGCCAGUAUUACGCGCAACCAUUGAAUCAACACCAGCAACAGCAGCACUCAGCAAAUUAUCAACAAGCCGGCAGUUUCGGUGGCAGUAGCGGCGGUCAUGGCAACUACGAAGGCGCACAGAGCACACGCGGCCAUAUACAAAUGGCCGGUCCAGGUGGUAGUGGCCAGCAAGAGCAAUCGACUUACUCGAAUUAUUUGGGCUCGUCGGGUGGCGCGUAUCGGCCCAACCAGCAACAACAGCAGCAGGAGCAACAGCAGCGUUUACUGCAACAACAGCAGCAGCAAAAGUCAUAUCAGCCAUACGACGCGCGUCGCGGCUCAGUUGCAACUGCCUCCAGCUACAAUACCAACAACAAUUACAACAACUUUGGCGGUGUUGUCGGUGGUGGCAAUUUCGAGAAGUCCGCUACGGGCGGUCAAGGCUUCCAAGCAGGCGUGUUGGAUUUGGGCACAAUCAACCGUGAUAAUGUCGACAACGAGCUGCGCCAACACGACGGACAAUAUGGCGGCAAUAACGGCGCAUCCUAUGGCUACCAGCAGUCCUAUAUGCGUCGCGUACGCUCGCCUGGUGGCACUAAACCCUAUUAUGGCAUGGAAAAUGAAGAUUACUACGACGAGGAAGGUGUGCAGCAACAGGGUGGCCAUCAACAGUCAUCCGCUAGGAGUGCGCACUUUGCGCAGGCACAACAAAGUGGCGGCAACUACCAUCAAUCGUCUGCUUCAUCUUCAUCCAGCAGCUCAAAGAGCUACCACAACGAAGAAGGUAGCCAACAGCAGGCAUCACAUGCCGCAUUCGGAUCGAGCUCGCAGCUACGUGAAGGCGCCACCGGUGCCGAAGCUGAUGAACUCACGCAAAUCGAUUGGGUUUCGCCCUGUAAGGCGGCGAAAUGUCAGACGUUGCGUUGUGUAGCAAAGAAUCUUGCCAAGGACGAUGGCGUCUGGGUGGCCAUACGCAUGCGUACUGUGGCGAAGACAAUGGAGAAAUUGGCUGGUAAUUUGCCCUUGAACGUAUCCACAAUGGCGGCGUCGAAUGUAACACGACUGCCAUAUAUUGGCGAACCAAAAGUGCCGAUUAUAAAGACACAUGAAAUAUUCUACAAAGCGGUGCCGGAACCGAUACCAGUACCCGAUGUGGUGCCGCUGUGGGUGGUGGUGUUGGCAGCGUGUGCAGGUGCACUCAUACUGCUGUUGUUGGUCUAUUUGCUCUAUAAGUGCGGCUUCUUCAAUCGCAAUCGGCCACGCGAUCACUCCAUGGAGCGCCAGCCAUUACGAAAUGGUUACCAUGGCGACGAACAUCUGUGAGCGCGCGCGCUGUACACUCGGUAUGCCGCGAUUACCCACCAUAUCUCAAAACAUACAUACUCAAACAUAUCAAGUUUUGAUGCUUAUGGACCUUUCAGGGCAGGGCAGCCUCGUAUUGAGAUUAAUUUUUUUGUAACUAUGCGUUCAAGUGCGCGUAACACGAGCCGUUGAUAAACGCGUUACGCGAGUAAUACAUAACUUGCGAUGAAAACGACGGUGCUGGAACACUUUUGCAGCUACAAUCCGCGCCUGCGCAGUAACUAACCAAAACGAAGUGGAACGAAAUGAGAAAGUUUGACUUCAAAACUCAA